Dreissena polymorpha is the source of this 4239-nucleotide messenger RNA. Its product is annotated as peroxisomal sarcosine oxidase-like. Lineage: Eukaryota; Metazoa; Mollusca; Bivalvia; Myida; Dreissenidae. Gene Ontology annotation, cellular component: peroxisome. The record is from RefSeq and is a predicted model, not a curated record. Gene Ontology annotation, molecular function: sarcosine oxidase activity; L-pipecolate oxidase activity; flavin adenine dinucleotide binding.
CGUUUAAUAAAUCAGUCCGCUAUCGCAUGAAGUGUGCAAUCUAUGCAUGUUCACACGUUGCAGUUAAAUUAGGAUUAAGCUGACAACCAGGGUUGUUAUUAAAACACAGGGUAGACUUGACAGUUUACAGUGCGUGUUUAUUGAAUUUAAAGCGUUUAGUAUGUGUGUGCAAACUUUCAAUUUGCGAGGAAAGUAAAUAUUUCCAUAAUGGAAAAAUCAUGCGAUAUGUAUGACGUCAUAGUGGUGGGAGCUGGAAUAGAAGGUUCUUCUACCGCAUAUCAUUUGGCUAAAUCCGGAAAUCAAACGUUAUUGCUAGAACAGUUCCCGCUGCCCCACAGCCGGGGUUCCUCACACGGUCAGUCGCGGAUUACCCGUAAGGCGUACGGUGCUAAGGACUUCUACACACGCAUGAUGUUCGAAUCGUUCGAGCUGACGUCAGAGCUGGAGAAGGAGUGCGGGAAGCAGCUGUUUAUGUACGUCAUCAUUUACGUCACGCGAAACUGCGGUACCCUGGUGUUCGGACGCCCGGAUAAUGCGUACACGUUAUCAACUGAAAAGUCUCUGCGGCGCUUUCGGGUUUCCUUCGAGAAGCUGGACAGCGCGGAGCAGCGCCGCCGCUACCCGGGCAUGGCGUUUCCGGACGACUUCAACUACAUACUUGACAAGACUGGCGGAGUGCUCAGGGCGGACAAAAUGCUGCAAGCGUUUCAGGCCCAGUUCGUGCGAUUCGGCGGUGUUCUGAGAGACGGGGAGCCCAUGAUGGACCUCCUACCCGGCGACGUGGUCUCCGUGAGGACCCGGGGCCACGUCUAUAGGGGCCGUAGUGUGGUUCUCGCCCUCGGUCCCUGGGCCGCCACAUUCCUUCCCUCUAUCGGGGUCAACAUUCCUUUAGAGCCUCUGAAGAUUACCGUCUGCUACUGGAAGGAAAGCGACUCGGACACGUUCAGUUCUUCCAAGUUUCCCACUUUUUUCACUGAAAACGCUAUAGGAGAUGGUCAAGUUUAUGGACUUCCGGCUGAGGAGUAUCCAGGCUUGGUUAAGAUCUGCCUGCACACAGGCCCCAGGAUCGACCCAGACAGGAGGGACGCCGUUGACAACCAAUGGGUGAUGGACAAGAUCAAGGGGAUCAUCGCCACCCACUUCCCCACCCUCGAGAGGGAGCCACGGGUAGUGGAGACCUGCAUCUACACGAACACGCCGGACGCGGAUUUUGUGUUGGACCACCAUCCGGUCUGGAAAAACGUCGUCAUAGCAGCCGGAUUCUCCGGUCACGGGUUCAAGCUGGCCCCGGUGGUAGGUAAGGUGCUGUCCCAGAUGGCUACUGGUCAGAAACCCAGCUACGACAUGACGCCUUUCCGAAUCGACCGCUUCUUCAAGAACAAACUUUAAAAAUGUCAUUGUAUGCCAUAAAGGGGCCAUAACUCCGGCAGCAAUCCAUUUAGAGUUACGCGCGACUCAACCAUCCGACAAACGGACGGCAGGACGAGUGCAAAUCAAUAUUCUCUCAAACCCCAUCGCAACUCUUAACAAGAGGGCAUAAUAUUAUACGAACAUGUCAAACGAAUGGGAUAUUGAAAUGGAAUUCUGGAUGAUGCCUUAAAAAACUAUGCGCUUGAUUUUGUAUUUGGUAUCGUCGGUGUACAUGUUAUACGAGUGUAAAAAAUACGAAAACUAAUAUAUAUAUAUAUUAGUGUACUCCCCCCUUAUCAUUUUGUUUAUUUUAUUUUUUAAUGUUUAUUAUUCCAAUAUGAAAUUAAAACCGUUUAAGUGUACCGGUCGUUUAAUGUAAUGUAAGGUUUCAUGAACUUAAAUUUGAAAGUUCAGAGAUUUUUAUACUGUAACGUAACACAUUGAUUAAAUUAGGUCGAUCUGAUACGAACAGCUCAAACCUAAAACAUUGUUGUAUAACAUACCUUAGAUGUAAGAAAGUUUUGCAUUAUGAAAUUAAACCCCAUUGUCGGAAACUCAAAGAUCAUACAUCACAUGAAACAAAACCAUGUACGUCAUUUCGGAAAGACAGUAUGUAAAUCGCAUAAUGUAAGGGACACAAGUGUUGUUAGCAAAUGGACAUAAGUGUAGUUGGUCAAGGGACACACGUGUAGUAGGUCAAGGAACACAAGUGUAGUUGGUCAAGGGACACACGUGUUGUUGGUCAAGGGACACAUGUGUAGUUGUUCAAUGGACACACGUGUAGUUGGUCAAUGGAAACAAGUGUAGUUGGUCAAGGGACACACGUGUAGUUGGUAAAGGGACACAAGUGUAGUUGGUCAAGGAACACAAGUGUAGUUAUUCAAUGGACACAAGUGUAGUAAGUCAAUGGACACAAGUGUAGUUGGUCAUUUGCCUAGAUGCAUGGGAUGGGUCCUGUUCAUAUUUCGGGAGGAGGUUACAGGAAAAUUGCUGAGAUGUAAUCAUUCUAAGUUUUGCUUUUUAAAGAGUCGCCAUAGUUGUUAUUGUACUACUUUAAAGUCCGCGUGUUUAUCCGGUAUAGAAGUCACAAAUAGAAAUAUGGGCGCAUUCUGUAAUGCACAACUCGUUCACAACCAAGCGCGUUUUUGGACGCACGGUCAAAGCCCACAGACGUUGUGUGGCUGCAUUGGCCAACAUGCAAUCACCGCGCUAGCAUAAAGUUUCAAACAGAGCAACUGGGUCUGAGACUCCUGUGACUUUUGUGCGCCUGUAGGACCGCGACUCUGUGGAUACCUCAAUACUGUAAAGAACUUAUACCUUCAACUCAAUAUCAGCGCAUUUUGGUUGCACAAUCAUCGCAAGUUGCAAGCAUGGCCUUUGCAAUCCUAAUUUUUUGCAAUAGACCAGUUGAUUGUUUUCGUUUACGAUCGGGAUUGUCCGCGUACGCGUACGGUCUGAUUGGGAAAAACGCGAGUCACAUUAACCCAUUUAUGCAUAGUGGACUCUUCCAUACUUCUAAAUUGGAUAAUUUAUUUCCAAAAUUAGGGAUGUCUAGUAUAUGUAUUUCUAUAUUUAGAAUAUUUCUUACGGCAAUUCCUUUAAGCAAACAGCGCAGACCCUGAUGAGACGCCGCAUUAUGCGGCGUCUCAUCUGGGUCUUCGCUGUUUGUCAAGGCCUUUUUUUCUUGACGCUUUGCAUAGAUGGGUUAACGUUACACAUAUUCAUACAUGCAUGCGUUUAGUCAAUAAAUUGAUACAAAAGAUAUAUGCUCUGGAUCAACCAUAAAGCAAAUCGUCAUAAAAAGCAAAGACCAUAACAUAAUUUAAUGGUGAUAUAAAAUGUCAUCUAUAUUUGAAGAUAAAAAUCGAGAAUGUUAACGUACAACUGAAGUAACGUCAAAUACGGACACUAGUACUAGGUGUUCUACAAGAUAUGUUUUGUUCCGAUUUAAAAACCGACAUAUCCAAUGCGUUUGCUAAAGAACAGUUUUUUUGGGUUUCUUUACAUCUUGUUUGUGAUUCGUUGGAUCCAUAACCUUAAAAUAUUUUAAAUAGCAUUUUUAUGGAUAUUUUUUAAUUUGAACAUAUUCAAAUUAACUAUUGGAUGUAAUAAUAACGGUUUAUGAACUCACACUUAUCGACUUUGCUUGUCUAGCUUAACGAAAAACAACAACAUGUUUUUGAACAUUUUGUUUUGUUUGGCCUUUGUUAUUGUUUUAUGAGAUCUUAAAUAAGAGACCGGUUUCGUAGUAAAAACGGAUAUUUUGAUUUAUCAGUUCUAACGCAGGCACAACGAUAUCCUAACGUAUACGGAUCUGUGAUCUAGCCAAAGAGAUUUUACUUCCUAAUAUGAUGGUUUACACCGACAUAACACUCGGUUUACAAGUAUAUAUAAGCACAACAAUAACCUUGGGGGUCGGUUCUUCCCUUUCAUAUCCUCAAUAAAUGUAAAAAACACAAGUAGACAAUAUACUCAUACUGUUCUAUUCUUAUCUUUAUACAACCAGACAGCCCAUAUUGAUUGAUAAGUCAAUUUGAACAAGGAUGACCAUAUUGACAUAGGGGAUUAGUUUUUACCACUUAUACCUUCCAUUUAGGGCAUUAAAUGAUGUACAAUCGUUUCCACUGUACAGUAAUUGAGUUACUUGUCGUAAAUUCUCACAAAACUUUAUAUCAUUUGCGGCUUUUAAAAUGUUGGUGGAAUAUAAGCUUUCACUUAUUUAUUGUUGAACUUUACAACUCUAAUAGAGAUGAAAUAUAGUAUGUUUCAAAUGUGUAAAACAUAAUUACUUUAGUAUCAUAUAAAGUUAAUAAAGUGUUUGUUCCUAUA